Molecule: messenger RNA, 1221 nt
Organism: Papaver somniferum (opium poppy)
Lineage: Eukaryota; Viridiplantae; Streptophyta; Magnoliopsida; Ranunculales; Papaveraceae
Product: putative F-box protein At3g23970
Exons: 1
Coding region: 1-1221 (406 amino acids)
Molecular function (GO): protein binding
Source: RefSeq, a predicted model, not a curated record
AUGACGUUUAUUUCAUUACUGAAAGCACUUAAACUAAUGGUGCUAAAGCUUAUCUUGUUGUGCACUAAAAAGAGAAAAUCUACAACAAGAACUGUCGAAUACGGUUAUGAAUUACCAGAUGAUGUACUGCUUAAGAUAUUCUUCCAUCUCCCACUGAAAUCUGUCUAUAAAUUCAGGUGCGUGUCAAAAGUGUGGCUGUCUCUACUUUCCAACCCAUGUUUCGUAAACAAACUAGCUACAAUUCGUAGUCUACCAUGGGCAUCUCUUGACUGUAUAGACUUUGAUGGUAUUAAACUUGUUUGCCCCAAAACUCACUCCAGAUAUAUGGAUUCUUACGAUGGUUUCACCUUUAAAUUCAUGUUAGAUAUAAACCCUUUCAAGGAGACAGUACCAAAACUAAGAGUUCUAGAUUCAAGCAACGGUUUGGUUCUUUGUUCGCAUUGGGACAGUUCAAGACUUCUCAGUAAGUACUAUAUUUGUAAUCCAGUUACCAAACAAUGGGUGUCACUACCUUCUCCACAAGCAGCUGUAACAUAUUAUCCGCGUGGUAUAGAAUGUUUGUCAUCGACAUCACUUGGUUACAAGGUGGUGAUUUUCCCAUAUUUUGAUCAUCCAAAAACCGAAUUCGACCUUCGAGUAUUCUCUUCUGAUACAUCUGAAUGGAAUACGUAUCGAGUUUUGAGCGCAGAGGGAGUUUGUACGUCUUAUCGAACACAUAAUUGUAAUGGGUAUCUGUUUUGGAUAGAUAAUGACAAAGUCAGAUUUUACAAUCUCAACAACAUAGAUGACAAGAAACUCUGUAGUAGUGGUGGUGGAUGGAUGCAGUCGAUCGAUUUUCCUCUCAAGGGAGGUAAGAAUGGUCGGUACACUUUUCACAAACUUGGAAUUUCAGAAGGGUUCAUUGUCUACGGAGUCCAUAAAAGGUUCGAGCAGACUUUGAGCAUUUGGGUUCUCAAGGAGGAUUACAUUCAUGGAGGAUGGGUUUGGCAGUCUGUUCAUAAAAACAUCAAUGUGGAACAUCCUUCAGGACCUUCGCACAAGUUCUUUUACUUCUGUCCAGUGAAUUUAGAUAUUGUGAUCUUUAGCGAUUCCGAUCACUUGUGUUGCUUUAACCUUCAAACUGCGGAUUGGGAAACACUCGUUCAAUUUCCGGCUCUGUCUUCUGCAAUUGAAGGCCCCCGAUAUCUUAAUUACACACCAAAGCCGACCAUUAUUCCAUAG